UGUGUUAAAUUAAAAAGAAAGUAAAAACAUGACGUUUUCAAUAAAAAUGAUGUUGAAAUAUUUACUUGAAAGUUUGUUAAGGGGAAGCAAACCGUUUCACUGAAUUAACCGGAAGUUUUAUAUACAAAACGCAAAUAUUUUAAUUACAAUUAAAAGCUUCCUAUAUUUGAAACUGACUGAAAUAUGGGACAAGAGAUAUCGCAACAAAAUAAGUGUAACAUAAGCAGUAGCAGCAGUAGACGUCAGCAACAAUCGCACUAUCGGGAAUAUCAGCAUAAAUCGUCGCAAGAGGAACUUGGAAAUUACAAACUGGAACACUUAAGUAAACCGAACGAGAAAUAUACGAAACAUAAGGAAUUAAUUUAUAGCUCAUCGAGCAUUUCGAACUCUUCCUCGACCGACGACGAAUACUAUAAACAUCGCCAAAAAUAUAAUUUGAGUAAACAGAUCUAUGAGAAGAGCAAAAUAUCGAAACAGCUGGGUUCGAGAAAAUCUUUAGAUAGCAGCUCAAUAUCAUCGGAUUAUCAAUUGGGUAAUUUUCGAGAAAAAUCUGACCUUUAUAAAGGUCAAAACGGACGGCAUCAACAUCAACGUAAUAAUUCGCAAAGUAUUGAUAGUGGCAUUUAUUACUCAUCCUGCGUUAGCACACCGACGGGCUUUUCAUCGGCAGCCUCGACAACUAGCGGCGGUGGCACGUCCGUCGUCUCGGUUAAAUCCAGCAAAUCAUUGCAAAAACAAAAAGAUUAUCUUGAUCAUCAUUUAUAUAUUAAAUCGUAUUUGGAUAUUCUCGAAGAAGACGAACGGGCACGCGCCCAGUACAAAGUAGCAAAACCGGGUGGCAUACGUAAUUACACACCGAAAAUAUUAGCUGAAUUGCCGUUAUCGACGAGUGCACCUUUAGCUAACGGCUUUGAUAUAAGCAAGAGGUCUGCAAAAGUGAGUGAAGAUCCUUGGAUUUGACAAUUACAGAAAAAUGGCUCUGGGCGCUAUGGCAGUGUAGAUCCCGAAAAUAAGGUGCAAGAAGCUCAAGUGAUUGGACGUCAAUAUGAUUUUGUAAUAAUAGGCGGUGGCUCUGCGGGGGCAGUAGUGGCCAAUCGUUUAUCAGAGAUGCGAAAUUGGACAGUGUUGCUUUUGGAAGCCGGUGGUGAUGAAACGGAAAUUUCCGAUGUUCCCGCGUUAGCAGCUUAUUUACAGUUAACCAAUAUGGAUUGGCGAUAUCAAACUUCGCCUUCACCUAACCGCCAAUAUUGUCAAGCCAUGAGAGGGGAUCGCUGCUUUUGGCCGCGUGGUAAAGUUUUAGGGGGAUCCAGUGUUCUCAAUGCUAUGGUUUAUGUACGUGGCUCCAAAAACGAUUACAAUAAUUGGGAAUCGCAAGGCAAUCCUGGCUGGGGUUAUGAAGAUGUCUUAAAGUAUUUCUUAAAAUCUGAAGAUGUGCGUAACCCUUACUUGGCAAAAACGCCAUAUCAUGGCACAGGUGGUUAUUUGACGGUUCAAGAGUCCCCGUGGCGUACACCGCUAUCAAUAGCCUUUCUCCAAGCCGGCCUAGAAAUGGGCUAUGAAAAUCGUGAUAUCAAUGGUGAGGUACAAACGGGCUUCAUGAUAACUCAAAGCACUAUAAGGCGAGGAUCUCGCUGCAGUACUGGUAAAGCAUUCAUCCGGCCAGUAAGACUGCGAAAGAAUUUGCAUGUAUUGCUAAAUGCUCAAGCAACACGGAUUAUAGUUAAUAAAAGCAAGCGAGUAACGGGAGUCGAAUAUGUAAAAAAUGGUCAUAGAAAUAUAAUUUUUGUGAAAAGAGAAGUUAUUUGCUCAGCUGGAGCUUUGAAUAGCCCACAACUUUUGAUGCUGUCAGGGAUAGGUCCCGCCGAUCAUUUGCAAGACAUGGGUAUACAAGUGGUUGUCGAUUUGCCAGUCGGUAACAAUCUUCAAGAUCAUGUUGGCCUGGGUGGCUUAACAUUCGUGAUAGAUUCUCCAUUAACAGUGACACGGAAUCGUUUUCAAACAAUACCCGUUUCCAUGGAAUAUAUAUUACGAGAACGCGGUCCGAUGACUUUUACCGGGGUGGAAGGUGUCGCCUUCCUUAAUACAAAAUAUCAAGAUCCCAAUAUUGAUUGGCCUGAUAUACAAUUUCAUUUUUGCCCCAGUUCCGUGAAUUCCGAUGGUGGCGAUCAAGUGCGAAAAGUGCUAAAUCUCAGAGAUGGUUUUUACAAUACCGUCUAUAAGCCUAUACAGAAUUUGGAAACCUGGUCCAUUUUGCCAUUAUUGUUACGUCCUAAAAGCACGGGUUGGGUGCGUUUAAAUUCACGUGAUCCACAACAACAACCGAACAUCAUACCCAAUUACUUCGAUCACCAGGAAGAUAUCGAUGUUUUAGUGGAAGGCAUUAAGUUAGCGAUAAAUGUUUCCAAUACGCAAGCAUUUCAACGUUUUGGAUCUCGUCUGCACAACAUUCCGUUGCCCGGUUGCCGGCAUUUGGAAUUCAACACAGAUUCUUACUGGGCUUGUUGCCUUAAGCAGUUCACAUUUACUAUUUAUCAUCCGACGGGCACAUGUAAAAUGGGUCCCAAUUGGGAUCCUACAGCUGUAGUCGAUUCCCGUCUACGCGUUUACGGUGUUUCCGGUUUACGGGUAAUAGAUGCCAGCAUUAUGCCGUCUAUUGUUAAUGGCAAUCCGAAUGCUCCUGUCAUCAUGAUUGGCGAAAAGGGGGCCGAUAUGAUUAAAGAAGACUGGGGAAUACGUUUCGUUAAUAAAAGAAAUUAGAGCAGCACGUUGUACUCGUUCCCCUUACCAUUCCGCCUUUGUAAAUCUCUAUUACUUUUUUGCUCGGUGUAAAUGUCUUGUUAUUGUAAUUGAAUUUGCCUCCAUAUGAUGCAACUAGUCAAAGUGUAUACAAUAGUUUUGAUGUAAAUAUAUGUAAAUCAUUGUUUUGUUCUAUUUGUUUGGUAUAAAAUCUAUUUAUUUUAAAUUUUCUUUUUUUUAAUUAAUUUUGUACAUCGUUUUAAGACAAAAAUCAAUUAAUUUUUAUCUUAUUGUAAGAUAGUUGUUGUCAGGUAGUUUUAAAAUUAAUUUGCAUUAUAA
Glossina fuscipes is the source of this 3075-nucleotide messenger RNA. Its product is annotated as glucose dehydrogenase [FAD, quinone]-like. The record is from RefSeq and is a predicted model, not a curated record. Gene Ontology annotation, molecular function: oxidoreductase activity, acting on CH-OH group of donors; flavin adenine dinucleotide binding. NCBI's taxonomy places the organism in Eukaryota, Metazoa, Arthropoda, Insecta, Diptera, Glossinidae. The transcript has 4 exons.